Messenger RNA from Penaeus vannamei (Pacific white shrimp), 1176 nucleotides. The record is from RefSeq and is a predicted model, not a curated record. NCBI's taxonomy places the organism in Eukaryota, Metazoa, Arthropoda, Malacostraca, Decapoda, Penaeidae.
CCAGCGGCCACGGCGGACGGGCGGCUCAGGAUCGGUCACCUGGGAAUCUAAUGAUAACACUUACCUAGCAGGACAAUGGCGACCGAGAAGAAGGCUCUUCCCGAGCAGACUCCCCCUCCCUCCGCGCAAGACAAGGCGGCCUCGACCGAGUCACCGAAAGACGAUGGCGGCGUCAAAUUACAGAAGGAACUGGGCCUGCUGGAAGGCGUGGCCAUGAUCGUGGGCAUCGUGAUAGGGUCGGGCAUCUUCGUGUCUCCAAAGGGCGUCAUCCUAUACGCCGGGAGUGUGGGCAUGUCCCUUGCAGUAUGGGCAGCGUGCGGCCUGAUAGCCAUGAUCGGGGCGCUCUGCUUCGCCGAGCUGGGCACGAUGAUCCCGAGAGCGGGGCAUGUACUGCUACCUGCACGAGGCCUUCGGCGCCGUGCCGGCCUUCCUCUACAUGUGGGUGACGACCGUGAUCAGGAACUCUGCAGGAGCGGCCAUCGUCGCCCUCACCUUCGCCAACUACCUCCUGCAGCCUUUGUUCCCCGACUGCGAGGCCGUGUCCGACGCCGCCACCAGACUCAUCGCUGCGUCCUCAUCUGUUUCCUCUCGUGGAUCAACUGCGUGAACGUGCGGUGGGUGGCCAAGGUGCAGAACGUGUUCAUGGUGACCAAGCUGCUGGCGCUGGUCAUGAUCAUCGUGGCCGGGCUCUACCACUUGGCCUCGGGACACGUGGAGAACUUCAGAGCACCGAUGGAGGGGACCAAGUGGCAGGCGGCGGCCAUUGCCACGGCCUUCUACCAGAGCCUCUUCUCCUACUCUGGAUGGGAAAAUCUGUAUUACGUAGUGGAAGAACUGAAAAAUCCAAAUAAGAACCUACCGCUGGCCAUCAUCAUUUCGACGGGCCUGGUGACUGCCGUCUACACUCUGACCAACGUUGCAUAUCUGGCAGUGCUGACGCCUUCUGAGAUGCUGGCGGCCGAUGCUGUCGCCAUGAGCUUCGCGAGCCGCGCCCUGAGCACGCUAGCCUGGACGAUGCCCUUGUUCGUCAUGUGCUCCACCUUCGGCUCCAUGAACGGCGUCGUGUUCACGCAGUCCCGCCUUAUCUUCGUGGGGGCGCGAAGGGCACUUCCCGAAGCGUUUCUCGCUCGUGCACGCACAACACAGCAGUGCACAGCCCGAGAGUCGUCCUCGUAA